AAAGGCCCGCCAUGGACCACAAACAUCACACUCACUCUCGAUUCAUCCAUUGCAAACAAACACAAGCACAUUCGGUAGAUCAUGAGGUUAUUUAUCGUGCUCAGUGCAGCUCUUUGCGUGGCGGCGGCUCAACAGGGCUACCCUCGUGGUGGACAGCAAGGAUACUCCAGUGGCUAUCCUUCUGGUGGACCCUCCAAUGGCAACAGUUUUGGCUCAACCAACUCUCUGAACGACCAAGAAUUUAAUGGAUAUCCCGAUCGCGUGGGAGAGGGCGAAGGCGAGGAAGUUGGCUCGAUUCCCGGCCGUCCCGGCGAGGACUACCCCAUUUACGACACUGUUCCUGAAACCUCCUUCAAAUGUGAAAACCAGGAGUUCCCCGGAUACUACGCUGACCCCGAAGCUCAAUGCCAGGCUUUCCACAUCUGCCACUCUGAAAGCAGGACCGACAGCUUCUUGUGCCCCAACGGAACCCUGUUCAACCAGAAAUACCUCGUGUGCGACUGGUACUUCAAUGUCGACUGCACGCAGGCCGAGAGCUUGUGGCGCGAAACCAACGAGGCCGUCGUCAACGCCAUGAAGGAGGCCGACGAGCGCAUCGCCCGCGAACGCGCUUCUCAGCAGGGAGGAUACGACCGCAACGCUCAGAGCAUCUCCAACGACCAGGGCUACCAGUACAGGCCCAGCAACGGCAACGGCAAUGGCAACCGUGGAUACUCGAACGGAGGCUCCCGCACCCCCAGUAACACCUUCAGCGCCCCCCAGAACGGCAACGGCCUGACCGCCCCCAGCGCCUCCUUCAACGCACCCGCCAGCGGCAACGGCCUGACCGCCCCCAGCGCCUCCUACAACGCACCCGCCACCGGCAACGGCCAGCGCAAUGGACAGCGUAACGGCAAUGGUCAGCGCAACGGAAACGGAAGCCCCAGCCGCACCUACGGAGCCCCCUCAGCCGGCCGUGGUAAUGGAAACGGAAACGGCAACGGACGCGGCUCAACCGCCAUCCGCACCGGUCCCGGAUUCGCCUCUGCCAGCGCCAGCAUCUCUAACGGCAACUCUCGCAAUGGUGGUGCCCCCAGCCAGCGUUACGGACCCCCCUCCAGCGGCAACGGCGCCAGGACCCCCAGCCAGACCUACGGAACCCCCCAGCGCAAUGGCAACGGUAAUGGCUACUCCAACGGCAAUGGAUACUCCAGCGGCAGCGGCUACUCUAACAGCAACAACCGCAACGGCAACACCCCCAGCACCCAGUACGGAGUCCCCAGCGGCGAGGACAGUUUCGGCUCGUCGCCCAGCACCCAGUACGGUGCUCCCAGCCGCCGCCCCGUUAACGCACUGGCCGAUCCCCUCACCGAUUACGAUCCCGCGUCCAACGCCGGCAACUCUUUCGGUGGAUCGGGAAGCGACUUCUCCGCUCCCAGCGCUCAGUACGGAGCCCCCGACCGCUCCUACCUGCCCCCGUCCAAAUAAACAUGCGCCUGAUUCCAUGUUUGUUGUACAUAACGAAUGUAUUAAAUUAUUGAACUCAAAGUAAAUAA
Cloeon dipterum is the source of this 1535-nucleotide messenger RNA. RefSeq names its product pro-resilin-like. Bases 82 to 1467 code for a protein of 461 amino acids. Gene Ontology annotation, molecular function: chitin binding. Gene Ontology annotation, cellular component: extracellular region. The transcript is spliced from 3 exons. The record is from RefSeq and is a predicted model, not a curated record. Lineage: Eukaryota; Metazoa; Arthropoda; Insecta; Ephemeroptera; Baetidae.